This is a messenger RNA of Liolophura sinensis, 1153 nucleotides long. RefSeq lists its product as uncharacterized. Lineage: Eukaryota; Metazoa; Mollusca; Polyplacophora; Chitonida; Chitonidae. The transcript is spliced from 6 exons. Bases 166 to 726 code for a protein of 186 amino acids. Gene Ontology annotation, molecular function: protein binding. The record is from RefSeq and is a predicted model, not a curated record.
ACACCAUAUAUGUUUUAUAUUACAGAUUUUUAAUUAUAACGGAGCUUUGUGAGAUCUGACGAAGGUGACGUUGUAACACCGGAAGUGACCAUCCCGACAUCUACCUGAGACAGAACGGGUGUGUAUGAACACAUCUUCAUAGUGAGGCUGGAGAAAAGAAAAGGGAUGCUUGACAAGGAAGGAUUUACACCUUCGCACGUGGCCGCGCCAGACAAUUUUGUGCCGUUUGUUCGUCCUCUGUUGGAGAACAGGGUCAAUAUCAACAUGCAGAAUAAGCAAUUAUCGUACUAUGGUUUUCCGGUGACCAGCCCAACUUCUCAUGCUGAUGUGAUCGCAGUAACGAGCAUGGCCCCUAACGCUGCAGCCCCGGAUUACCAAGCCUUACAUGGUGUACAGACCACAUCUUUUGGGUGUAACAGCCAUUCCCUGACAAAGCCGGGGAGAAAAAAACCUUCUCCUUCAGCCUCCAUGAAAAAGAAUGGAACUCUCCCGAAGGAAGGUGUCAAAGCUGAUGGACAGAAAAAUGGUGGAAUGAAGCUUUCAUCUUCGUCCUCAAUGAGAAAGGAUGGGAAUCUCUCAGAGACAGGUGCAAACGUAGAUAGACAGCCAGCGGAAAGGCAGAAAACUUUACCCUCGGUUUCCAAGAGAAAGAGUGGGAAUCUCCCGAAGAAAGGUGUCAAAGUAGAUGGGCAGAAGACUGUACGUGUUACGAUGUUAUUCAUUUAGACUACUUUAUGUACGAUAUAAGAAAUAUAAAGUGUUCUUAAAUGUACAUUUACAAGACGAAUGCAUGUAACGGCACAUAUAGAUUACAUCUGUCCACAGGUGUUUGUAUCAUGUUUCUAAUGAAUUUUCUUAAAACCUGUCUGCGUGGAUUUACAUGGAUAAAGAUGUUUUUCCAUUGACGUGAAAAGAAAACAGAUCUAGCCCCACCGAACUGAAAACAUAUUAUGCAGAGCAACAAGAUUGGACACCAAGUCAGUGUUCCGCAAAGCUAAUUUCGAAAGAUGAAGCUGUUUUUAAUCUAUUUGGUUUUUUCGUAUAUUAAUUUUGUUGCGCACGUGAUGUCACGAUAAAGGCGUACAUGCAAAACUAUGUUUUUACUUUAGCGAAAAAAGGGGAAAAAUUAGAUAAAGAACGUAGCAAGGUUUAU